AUGUAUUCUGAGUAUGUUGAAAUUGGUGGUUUUGAUGUUAGACUAAGUACACAGUCAAGGUUUGAUAACAAAAUUAUAAAGAACAAACGUGUUAUAUGUAAUCGUGGUGGUAAACAGAAAAAGAAAUCUUGUGACACAUUUGGUACAAGUACUGUUAGGAGGAAACAAAAUUCAAAUUCAAGAGCUAUUGGUUGUGAAGCAAAGAUUAUAUUUAAAUCUAUAUAUGGAACUCCAGAUUAUAAAGUUUAUCAGUUUGAUGAACUUCACAACCAUCCACUUGAGAAGAGAAGCGAUUUAAAAAAAGCGAGACAAAUGUCAUAUUCAAAAAAAGAGUUUAUUGUGCGUGCUUCCACAUCAAAAAUAGGUCCAACUAUGGCUCAUAAGUUGAAGGCAAGUUUGAGAGGUAGGUAUGAGUUUGUAAAGCCAAAAGUAGUUGACUAUCAAAAUUUAAGGAGAGAUAUCAAUAGGGUUAUUGGUUAUAAAGAUGCCCAGAUGAUAGUAAACACAAUGAAUGACCGUCGAGCUCAUUAUCCAAAUUACUCAUUUAAGUUUAAUUGUCAAGAUGAUGUUUUGGACUGUAUGUUUUGGACUGAUGAAAUGGAGAAGGCAUAUUAUGCUGAAUUUGGUGAUGUUAUCUCGUUUGAUGCGACUUUCCAAACAAAAAAGAAUCUAAUGGUUUUUGUUCCGUUUACUGCUAUUGACCAUCACAAAAAAUCGGUUAUUGUUGGAUCUGGGUUGCUAAGCAAUGAAAGCAUUGAGUCUUACUCUUGGUUGCUUAAAGCAUUUCUUAAAACUCAUGGGAAAGAACCAACACUUGUUUUAACCGAUCAAGAUGCUGCAAUAAAACAAGCUGUUGAGAAUGUGUUUCGUAAUUCAAAGCACCGAUUAUAUAAUUUAUUUACUAACAUAGACUUUAGAAAAAGGUUUUCAAAGCUUGUUUGGGACAUUAAUAUGAAACCUAAUGUUUUUGAGGUGAAGUGGGGUUUACUUAUGAUGGAAUUCAAUCUUGAAGACACAAGAUGGUUUAAAUACAUGUUUAUAAUUCGUGAUUCAUGGAUACCUGGAUAUUUUAGUGAUAUUCCAAUGUGUGGUUUGAUGAAGACUACAUUGAGGUCAGAGAGUAUGAAUUCAUUCUUUAAUACAUACUCAGAAAGUAGGAACUUACUUUUGAGUUUCAUGAUGAAUUAUGACACUUCCAUUCAAAAGCAAAGGAAUACUCAACGAGAUCUUGAUAAGGCAUCAAAGAAAGCAUCAUAUAAAAUGCAAACACCUCAAGAAAUAGAACUACAAGCAUCAAAGAUGGUUGGAAAGUUUACAUUGUGCAGCACAACAACAGUAAAAGUGAUUUUAAAAAUGAAUUUAAGACAUGCUUUUACAAUAAUGAUGAGAUAUGGUGUUAAAGAAAUUCCUGAAAGGUAUAUUUUGAAGAGAUGGAGAAAGGAUGUGAUAUCAAGAAAUUAUCAUUUUAGUUAUGUUCAAUCCGAUUCAGGUGAUUGUGAGAAUGUAAAGCUAGUCAAUGAUUCAUAUUAUAGUUUUGAAUUAUGUUUGGAUAUUGUAAGAGAUGACAAAAAGAGAUUGGCUUUGUUUGCUGAGAAGCAACAAAUGUUGUUGAAGGAAUUUGAGAGUGAUUAUAUUUAUCCUGGAUUGAAAAGCAAGACAGAUGGUGAAGUUGUAUGCAAGCUUUUCGGUGUUACUAUUCCUAUUCCAGAAGAGAUUUGA
Molecule: messenger RNA, 1719 nt
Organism: Lactuca saligna
Lineage: Eukaryota; Viridiplantae; Streptophyta; Magnoliopsida; Asterales; Asteraceae
Source: the annotation of a GenBank genome assembly